Kazachstania africana CBS 2517 is the source of this 1206-nucleotide messenger RNA. It is a transcript of the gene RAD17, whose product is annotated as Rad17p. NCBI's taxonomy places the organism in Eukaryota, Fungi, Ascomycota, Saccharomycetes, Saccharomycetales, Saccharomycetaceae. Gene Ontology annotation, biological process: reciprocal meiotic recombination; DNA damage checkpoint signaling; double-strand break repair. The record is from RefSeq and is a predicted model, not a curated record. Gene Ontology annotation, cellular component: checkpoint clamp complex. The transcript has a single exon. Gene Ontology annotation, molecular function: double-stranded DNA binding; damaged DNA binding. The coding region runs from base 1 to 1206 and encodes 401 amino acids.
AUGAGGUUUCGAGAUAAUCAGAUAGCAAGUUUUUCAGCAACUACAGUCCAUUUAGAACAUAUUACAACGGCUUUACAAUGUCUAACACCGUUUGGUAUCAAGGAAGAUGUUUUGAUUUAUAUCGAUAAAGAUGGUCUUUCAUUUGUAAGGGAGAAUAAUCAUUCAGUCAAAAUUCAAUUACUUUUAUCUAGAGAACUGUUUAUGUCAUAUUGCUUCGAUGAAAUUAACGGGACUGAGGAUAAUAACGAUGCAAACAAUAUGAAAUUGUGUGUUAAGAUUAAUCAUAUUCUAGAUAGUGUUAAUGUAGCAAAUAGGAAUUUAGAUGAUAUUGUAGAAUGCACACUUUCAUAUGAUGGCGAAGGAACGCCAUUUGUGUUAAUUUUUGAAGAUUCUAUGAUAUCAGAAAGAGUAGAGUAUUCCACUUUUUUAAUCAAAGAUAUGGAUAAUAGUGAUUUACAAAUAAUACGAGACGAAAUUGUGCUAGAAUGCAUUAUUAAAGGCGAUGUUUUGUAUAGUGCAUUACAGGAUUUGAAAGAUAUCAAUUGCAAAGACUGUUACAUAUAUGCCAAAACCAAAAGCAAUGGUGAAAAUAUCUUUUGCUUUGUUUCAAAAUCAGAUUUAGGAAUGUCCAAGAUAAAAUUGCCAGGUGUACGAUCUAUUUUAGAAAAACUGGAGAUUUACGAGAGUGAUUUCGCUACUUUGUGCUAUGAUGUGCCUGUUAUAGGCUUUUUUGACUUUGGCACUUUCGAUAAAAUCAGGGCCAGUACAAAAAUUGCUAGUAAAGUGCUCUUCAGGAUGGAUUCUAAUGGGCUAUUAAGUGUUAAUAUCCUUAGUCAAACUGAUAACGUCAUAAUUUCUGAUACAAGAAACAGCAACCGUUCUAAUUCUGGAGGUGCCAAACAAUUACAGUUGCCUAAGGACUACCCUGGGAUUGUCAUCGAAGUUUCUAUAUUGGGCAAAGAGGAGCUCGACGAAUUUUCGAUACAUGAUGUCGAAAAAUUGAUGGAAACUAAGACUGGUACAGAUGACAAGCACGUAGAGAACCACAAUAUAAAAAGAUCCCUUGGAUUAACAGUAAAUAACAACCUCCUUGACUUAUCUACCGAUGGAAAUUCUAACGCAAUCACAAGGACCGACGGAGAUUCUGAGGAUGAAAACAGGGCUGGCCUCACACAAUCAGCUAAUGAUCUACCACUAUUUUUCUAG